Cryptosporidium muris RN66 is the source of this 1059-nucleotide messenger RNA. RefSeq names its product oxidoreductase, zinc-binding dehydrogenase family protein. NCBI's taxonomy places the organism in Eukaryota, Apicomplexa, Conoidasida, Eucoccidiorida, Cryptosporidiidae. The coding region runs from base 1 to 1059 and encodes 352 amino acids. The transcript has a single exon. Gene Ontology annotation, molecular function: zinc ion binding; oxidoreductase activity, acting on the CH-OH group of donors, NAD or NADP as acceptor. The record is from RefSeq and is a predicted model, not a curated record.
AUGCCACCAUAUGAAUCUGUAGGGUUUGCAGCUAUGUCUCAUAAUUCCGAACUCGUUCUUUACAAAUAUAAAGUAAAGGAUUUGUCCUCUGAUGAUGUAAAGAUCAGGGUUUUGUAUUGUGGGAUUUGUCAUAGUGAUGUACACCAAGUCAACAAUGAUUGGCAUGAAGGGAUAUUCCCAAUGGUUCCAGGACAUGAAAUAAUAGGGGAAGUUUUCGAGGUUGGCCAGAGUGUUGUGAGAUUUAAAAAGGGUGAUAUUGUUGGAGUAGGAUGUAUGGUCGAUUCUUGUGGAACGUGUAAACCAUGUAGUAUGAAAGAUGAACAGUUCUGUCCAAAAUUAUCACUUACUUACAACAGUAAGUAUCAGGAUGGAAGUUUGACAUAUGGUGGUUAUGGCAAAUUUGUAACCGUGAAUGAGCACUUUGUUUUAAAAGUUCCUACAAAUUUAAAUUUACCUGCAGUAGCUCCUUUACUAUGUGCAGGGAUUACAGUCUUCUCGCCUAUGAUGAGAUUUAAAAUGAAUAAGCCUGGCUUUAAAUUAGCUGUUCUAGGCCUUGGUGGAUUAGGUCACAUGGCUGUAAAGUUCGGCGUGAAGUUUGGUUGUGAUGUUACAGUUAUUACAAGAUCUGAAAGUAAAAGAGAGAGUUCAUUAGCUUUAGGAGCUAAGGACUUCAUUGUAGCUACAGAUGUUGAAGAGCUCACUAGACGAGCAAGUACAUUUGAUGGUGUAAUUGAUACUGUGUGUACUCAGAGAGAUGCUCAGUUAUUCUUCAAUUUACUAACAAUCCAUGGUGUUAUGGUCUGUGUGGGGGCCCCUCCAAAGGGUGCUAUGACAUCUGUUGUUUCAUCAAGUUUAAUUUUUGGUGAGAAGAUUCUUUCAGGUGGUUUGAUUGGGAACAUUGAGAUGACUCAAAAGAUGCUUGACUUUUGUGGUGAACAUGAUGUUGUAUCCGAAAUAGAGCUCAUAAAACUUUCGGAUGUAAAUGAUGCAUACAAGAGACUAGUGAAAAGUGAUGUGAGAUAUCGUUUUGUCAUUGAUGUUGCCGGAUCUUUGGACUAG